UGGACCACAAGAAUUCAACAUAAAGCAUAUGUCAACAACAGAGCAAAUGGUGUCCAUAGUGCGUCAGAGGCAAGAGGACCCGUGCUCUCCGUGGUGCACUCGUGCUGAACCAAACGGCAACAGACGUCAACAAAGCAACGUGGACCAAGAUCUCUGUUUAAUUAAACAUGACCCAAGGGGAAUCUCCAUGGCCCGGUGACUGCACAGCACAUGGCUCUCAGGAGGGACAUGGAUGGAUGACACAGUGAAGUGGAUAUGCUUUUUAAGAACCCAAAGUCAACUGUUUUAUGAAGAAAUAGAAACUAAUUUAACUUAUAACUGAUGGUGGUGCGGCUCUGAUGUCUGAUCUCAUGACUGAUCUCAUGAUGUGAACUGGAAACAGACUUCAAUAUGAACCAGUCAGCUGUUUUGGGAAUAAAUGGUACCUUCUACAACAUAUAACUGAAGGUGGAGCAACUUGUAUGUGUGAAAUAGAAGUGGACACAGACAUAAAUAAUAAACAAAGUCAACUGGUUUGUGAAAAAAUAGAAACUGCUACAACUUAAGCUCUGAUGUGUCAGACAGAACUGGACACAGACCUUCAGCUCUCUCCCUUGUUCACAUAGAGUCUCCCAGUUUGGCCCCUUCCCCUGUAGGUUACACCAAUCUUCUGUCUGGAUGAGUGGGAGCGGUGCAGCCAGUGCAACAUGGCGCACUCCUUUGGCCCCUGUGACUGGGGAGAGAUGACAAACGGAGAGGGGCGCCCUCACCUCCACAAUGGAGGGUCUAAUGGGGGGUCCCAUUGCAGCUCCAGGACCAGAGCAAAAAGACAGCCCCAGCGCAGGCACAAGUCUCACUCUCCCAUGGGCCGAGUCAUCCUCAUCAACACGGCUGAAGACGCUGGAGAUGAGAGUGAGGACCUCCACACUAUGACCGUGGACAGGAGCCCUGAUGGGCGUCUGGGCUUCAGUGUUCGUGGAGGCUCUGAACACGGACUUGGCAUUUUUGUCAGUAAAGUAGAUGAUGACAGCUCUGCAGCGCAGGCCGGGCUCACAGUGGGGGAUAAACUGGUGGAGGUGAAUGGAGUGAGUAUGGAAAGCAUCACCAUGAGCAGUGCAGUCAAAGUCCUGACCGGAAACAACAGGCUUCGGAUGGUGGCCCGCAGGGUCGGCAAGAUCCCAGGCAUCCGCUACUCCAAAGAGAAGACCACCUGGGUGGACCUGAUUCACCGGAGAAUGGUGGUGGAGGAGAAUGAUGGGACCCCGUCUAUUGUGAGCUCAGACAGCAGCGCUCUGAGGAGGAUCGUGCACCUCUUCACCACCUCAGACGACUACUGCCUUGGCUUCAACAUCAGAGGAGGGAAAGAGUUUGGACUGGGCAUCUAUGUGUCCAAGUUAGACCCUGGUGGUCUGGCCGAGCAGCAUGGCAUCAAAAUGGGUGACCAGAUCCUGGCAGCCAAUGGGGUGAGCUUUGAGGACAUCAGCCACAGUAACGCCGUGGAAGUUUUAAGGGGCCACACACACAUCAUGUUGACCAUCAGGGAGGCUGGACGGUACCCUGCGUACAAGGAGAUGGUUGCAGAGUACGGUUGGCUUAACAAAUUAACCAAUGGGGUUCCAGCAUCGUGGUCACAUGGUUCGGAGACCAAUUCUUCAGCAUCUUCUCUGUCCUCUGGCACCCCUCUGAGUUCAGUGAGUGGACUCUCCCAAGUUCUCUACCCUCCAGUUUUUGGCCACGAUAUGGUAGAUGUCGCCAUAGCAACGGAAGGACCACCCAAAUAUCAAAUAAGGACAGAAAGGACAAAUGAAAUUGCCAUUCAGACCGACCCUUCUCACUAUUUCCAAUCAGAAGAGUUACCACCAUCAGAAAUCACCUAUCCGGAUCAGAUUGUAGUUGGAGAAACCAGCAGGACUUUUGGGCAGACAGUUCUCCUGAAGGAUACAGUGAUACGGGGAAAAGGGGAGGGGCCUAGAGAGGUGGGAGGAGCAGGAGAAAAGAGGCGGGGCCGGGCCAGGACGCUGUCGUCAGGAGAGCGGGACGCGCCCAAUCACUCGCCCAAAACGGCUGCGCUAAUGGCUCUGAGCGGACCCCCCAAGCCAAUCAGACGCUCGCAGAGUCACAUCACAGCAUCAGAGGAGCGGCAGAAGAAGCAGCAGAAGCAGAAGACCUCAGCUGAAGGUCCACCAGACCUGCAGCGCUCCAAGACCUUUGUGAACUUGCUCUUCAAAAAGGAGAAGAGCCGCUCCAAGUCCCCCUCCAGACACACACACUCAGAUAAAGAGCGUGGCCGUCCCUUUAAGCUCCUGUCCUCUCCUAAAGAGUCCCGUGCAGGUGUGAGGGACAGCAGCCCCCAGCCCCACCCUCAGACUCUGGAGUACGUGGAGGAGAUGGUUCAGAGGGUCCUGAGUCCAGACGAGGCACAGGCCGUCAUGAGGCACUGUAAACGGUUUCUAUCAGAAAAUGUGCUUGAAGAUCUGAUCCGUCCCCUUCUGGCCAUCCUGGACCGUCCAGAGAAACUACUGCUACUGCGAGAAAUCAGAAUGCUGAUUCCCACCUCAGAGCUGAGCCGAUUUGACAGUAUGGUAAUGCCCUUUGAACUGGAGGCGUAUGACGUCCUGAAGAGCCGCUCCUUGCGGUCUCCAGCUCUGCGCUCCCCUCGCUCUGGAACCCCGCGUCGUCAUCUCAUCACUCCCAUCCCAGACUACCAGGGCGGGUUUCACCUGCAGCCCAUGUCUGAUCCUCAGAGGGAGAGGGAGCUGGUGGAGGAGCUGGAGAGACUGCGUGUGUCCAGUGCCCAGUCUGGCCCCGCCCCGUCUCGUCUCUUCACCCCUCUGCUGGACAUCCCCGUGGACAGCUACGGCCGCUCACGCUCCCUCAGCCCCUCCCCGACCCCCAGCCUUCUACACUCGGACUCUGCCUACAGCUCGUACAGGGGCCAGCCACAGCACCCCCCACAGCGCAGAGAAAACAGUGCGUUCAGGACUUAUGAGCGCAUCUCUGCGUCAGACCAAAGGGAGAGCUUUCACGAAAGGGGGCGCUCUCCCGUAAGAAACGCUCGGGGCAGGACAGUCAGAGAAGUCAGUCCCGACCAGGGUAUCCAGGGCACAUACACGGGGUAUACGGAGGUGAACCUGCACGUGCCCUGCCCGCGCAGAGAGAGGACGCCCAUAGCACAGGUGUUUGAGCCGCAGGGAGAUGCCAGGCUAGCAGGGGGCAGAGAGGAGGUCCCAGUGGUAAACGGACACUUACUACAGGCUGUUAAAAAGAGCCCUCCUGUUCUGACUGAUGAUUAUGACAUCACGACCAUCACCAUCCCCAAAGCCAAGCAGUCUCUGGGAAUUAGCAUUUCUGGAGGCAUUGAGUCCAAGGUCCAACCCAUGAUCAAGAUUGAAAAAGUCUUUCCAGGCGGAGCUGCAUCCACAAAUGAAGCCCUCAAGGCUGGAUACGAGCUGUUGUCAGUGGACGGAGAGAGUCUGCACAGAGCUUCUCACCAGCACGCAGUCAACGUCAUACGCCGAUCCUUCAGUAACAAGGCCAAAGACCCCAUGAUCUUUGUGGUGAAAGUGCCGCGGGUCCCCAGCACCGCAAAGAGCCCCCGGAGUCCUGCACACUGACCCCUGCAGGCCUCUGUA
This is a messenger RNA of Boleophthalmus pectinirostris (great blue-spotted mudskipper), 3611 nucleotides long. Its product is annotated as PDZ domain-containing protein 7-like. The coding region runs from base 687 to 3593 and encodes 968 amino acids. Gene Ontology annotation, molecular function: protein binding. NCBI's taxonomy places the organism in Eukaryota, Metazoa, Chordata, Actinopteri, Gobiiformes, Gobiidae. Gene Ontology annotation, cellular component: plasma membrane; cilium; stereocilia ankle link complex. The record is from RefSeq and is a predicted model, not a curated record. Gene Ontology annotation, biological process: sensory perception of sound; auditory receptor cell stereocilium organization. The transcript has 17 exons.